AUGUCUGGAAGGCUGUGGUCCAAGGCCAUUUUUGCUGGCUAUAAGAGAUGUCUCCAGAACCAAACAGAGCAUACAGCUCUUCUUAAUCUUCUUAAAAUUAAAGGUGUUUAUGCCCGAGAUGAAACUGAAUUCUAUUUGGGCAAGAGAUGUGCUUAUGUAUACAAAACAAAGAACAACACAGUAACUCCUGGCGGCCAACCAAACAAAACCAGGAUAAUCUGGGGAGAGAUAACUAGAGCCCAUGAAAACAGUGGCAUGGUUCGUGCCAAAUUCCAAAGCAACCUUCCUGAUAAAGCCAUUGGACACAGAAUCCGUCUGAUGCUGUACUCCUCAAGGAUUUAA
Nycticebus coucang (slow loris) is the source of this 342-nucleotide messenger RNA. Its product is annotated as 60S ribosomal protein L35a-like. The transcript has a single exon. Gene Ontology annotation, molecular function: structural constituent of ribosome. The record is from RefSeq and is a predicted model, not a curated record. Bases 1 to 342 code for a protein of 113 amino acids. NCBI's taxonomy places the organism in Eukaryota, Metazoa, Chordata, Mammalia, Primates, Lorisidae. Gene Ontology annotation, biological process: cytoplasmic translation; ribosomal large subunit biogenesis. Gene Ontology annotation, cellular component: ribosome; cytosolic large ribosomal subunit.